AUGGCUCAUUUGCACUGCAACCAUUCUUCUAUUCUUGUUAAGGAGUUCAAAAAAGAACUUUUCUUGAGAAAAACCAAUUUCCACAACAAUUUGAGCUUCAAAACAAAACAAAGUACUACAGCAUUCAAGAAAAACAAAAGGCUUGAGGUGUGUUUGUGCAGUUUCUCUACAUCUGCUGAUCAACAGCAAGUGAAUUCGGGUCAGAAAAGGCUCGACCCGAAUGGCGGGGACCACGUAAGCGAAAAGCUUCGGUUCGGUUAUUUGGUCAGCUACUUAAAUUGGCAAGUGAGGAGAAUGGCCGAGACAGAGGAGGAGACCAAACGAGUGGCUUUCAUUCAAGCAGAAGCUUUCCACGAGCCGGUUUUUAUGUUUAAUGACAUGUUCUUCGGUUUUUUUAAGGCUGAAGUUCUUUCAGGACUUAUGUACAGGCUGAGGAACUCCCCUCCAGACAGGUAUGCGUGUUUAGUAGCAGAGCCCGAAAGCGAUUAUGAGGGUUCGAAUGUGAAAGAACUCGUAGGAGUAGUCGACGUGACAGUUCAAAGGGAAGAUUCUGUGCUUGAGCACCUCAAAGGAGUAGAAGAGUAUCUUUAUGUCUCUGGAAUAGCUGUCCUAAACAAAUUCAGGCGACAGAAUGUGGCGACUGUAUUGCUAAAAGCUUGUGAUGAACUCUCUGCAAUUUGGGGUUUCGAGUACCUUGCUCUCAGAGCUUAUGAGGAUGAUUAUGGUGCUCAGAAAUUGUAUUUGAAUGCUGGUUAUAGAGUCAUUUCUAGAGAUCCUUCGUGGACGAGUAGUUGGAUUGGGCGAAGAAGGCGAGUUCUUAUGGUUAAACGGUCUAAUACACGGUGA
Messenger RNA from Striga hermonthica, 846 nucleotides. NCBI's taxonomy places the organism in Eukaryota, Viridiplantae, Streptophyta, Magnoliopsida, Lamiales, Orobanchaceae. The record is from the annotation of a GenBank genome assembly.